Fragaria vesca subsp. vesca is the source of this 1430-nucleotide messenger RNA. Its product is annotated as BES1/BZR1 homolog protein 4-like. NCBI's taxonomy places the organism in Eukaryota, Viridiplantae, Streptophyta, Magnoliopsida, Rosales, Rosaceae. Gene Ontology annotation, biological process: brassinosteroid mediated signaling pathway; DNA-templated transcription. The transcript is spliced from 3 exons. Gene Ontology annotation, molecular function: DNA-binding transcription factor activity. The record is from RefSeq and is a predicted model, not a curated record. Bases 1 to 975 code for a protein of 324 amino acids.
AUGACGUCAGGCACGCGGCUGCCGAGCUGGAAGGAGAGAGAGAACAACAAGAGGAGGGAGAGAAGACGAAGGGCCAUAGCGGCGAAGAUCUUCGCCGGACUCAGAAUGUACGGCAACUAUAAGCUCCCCAAGCACUGCGACAACAACGAGGUCCUCAAAGCUCUCUGCAACGAGGCCGGUUGGACCGUCGAGCUCGACGGCACCACUUACCGCAAGGGAUGCAAGCCUGUUGAACGUAUGGACAUUGUGGACGGAUCAGCAGCUGCUAGCCCGUGCUCAUCUUACCACCCAAGUAACUAUGCUUCCUACAAUCCAAGCCCUGGCUCAUCCUCCUUCCCUAGCCCAGCAUCAUCUUCCUAUGCUGCUCAUCAGAAUGUUGAUGGCAGUUCCCUUAUCCCAUGGCUAAAACAUCUCUCCUCCGGAUCCUCUUCUGCCUCCUCUUCCAAGCUACCAAAUAUGUACAUCCAUGGUGGCUCUAUUAGUGCCCCUGUCACGCCUCCAUUGAGCUCUCCAACUUGCAGAACACCCCGGAUGAACACGGACUGGGAACAGUCUGCUCAACCGGGAUGGGGUGGGCAGCAGCACUCCUUCCUGCCAUCUUCUACUCCACCAAGCCCUGGCAGGCAGAUUAUUCCUAGUCCAGAAUGGUUUUCUGGGAUUCAAAUUCCCCAUGGACCAACUUCUCCGACAUUUAGCCUUGUCUCUUCAAACCCAUUUGGGUUCAAGGAAGAGGCUUUAGCUGGUGGAGGCUCUCGAAUGUGGACUCCUGGACAGAGUGGGACAUGCUCUCCUGCCAUUGCAGCAGGCUCUGAUCACACUGCAGACAUUCCAAUGUCUGAGGUGAUCUCUGACGAGUUUGCAUUCGGAUCAUGCAACACAGCAGGGCUGGUUAAGGCAUGGGAAGGAGAAAGGAUUCAUGAAGAAUCCGGAUCUGAUGAUCUAGAGCUCACUCUUGGGUGCUCAAAAACCAGGUAAACAGUUGGACAAAGUGAACUUGAACCAUGUAAUGUUAUGGUGCAUGUAAAGAGGAGCUCAAAGUGAGAGAUCACUAGUUAUUGUAUGAAACUAUGAACAUUGAGUUCUUGUUUGUGCUAAUCAAGGUGAGCACUAGUGGUUGCUCAGUUUCAAUUUUUUUAAUUUUUUAAUUUUUUUUAGACUGUAUUUUCUGCCAAGUCAUAUAUUAGUUAGUUACUUCUAGGUCUGGGGGUGUAUUACAACCCAUAGCAAGUGUCUUGUAACCCAAUAUCAUUGGAGAAGGACUGGUAACAUGUAUGAAUUGGCUUCUGCCAUUGAAAGAAAUUGGGGUGUAAUUCAGUGGUCAAAUAUCUUCCAGAAGAGAGCGUCUCCUUUUUGGCUUUUGCCUUUGGCCUUUGGCCUUUGUAUGUUCGUUGACAUUAGUAUCUGUUUGGUAGCAAUUGGCAUUUUAGUUA